Molecule: messenger RNA, 1459 nt
Organism: Erigeron canadensis
Lineage: Eukaryota; Viridiplantae; Streptophyta; Magnoliopsida; Asterales; Asteraceae
Product: probable galacturonosyltransferase-like 10
Exons: 1
Coding region: 177-1283 (368 amino acids)
Cellular component (GO): Golgi apparatus
Molecular function (GO): glycosyltransferase activity
Source: RefSeq, a predicted model, not a curated record
UGAAUAUAUACUUUUACACACCACCUUUUAUUUAUUUUUCUUUCAAUUCAACAUUAAUUGAAAACCCAACAACACAAAAACACAAGUUCCAUCUGAAUCAGACCAGACCACCGCUUUAAACUUAACCUCUGAUUUUGGAACACCUCUGAAUUGAAAAAGAAAAAGAGUUUUAUGAUAUGCUUCGAUAUCAAGCUGGGGGUGUUGUUUUUGUGCUGAUCAUUAUUUCUUCGUUUCUUGUAUCGACAAAUGCGAUUCGUUUAGUUCAUGAAACACAUGUAGUAAAAGAAGAUGUGAAAGUUUCCAAGAUUGAAGAAAGUAGUAAUAAUGUGGAAUUAUACAAUGAAGCACCAGAGUAUAGAAAUGGUGCUCAAUGUGGAGUAUUGGGUGAAAAUACAAAUUAUGGGCCAUUUGUUAUACAUGUAGCCAUGACUCUUGAUUUUAACUACUUAAGAGGAUCAGUAGCUGCUGUUCAUUCCAUACUUAAACAUACUUCUUGUCCUGAAAACCUAUACUUUCACUUCAUUGCAUCCGAAUCGAAAUCGCCUAGCCCGAAAGAAUUGACAAAAGUCAUCAAAACCAUAUUUCCAUCUUUGGAUUUCAAGGUUUAUGGGUUUGAUGAUAGCUUAGUCAAGAAUUUGAUAUCGUCUUCGAUUCGUGAAGCACUUGAAGACCCUUUGAAUUAUGUCAGGACUUACUUGGCUGAUAUAAUUGAUUCGAGUGUAACCCGGGUGAUUUAUUUGGAUUCGGAUAUUAUACUUGUUGAUGAUAUACAGAAGCUCUGGUCCGUUUCAUUGACUGGGUCGAAAGGAAUUGGAGCUCCUGUUUAUUGUCACGCGAAUUUCACGAAGUAUUUUACUGAUAGAUUUUGGUAUGAUUCGAGUUUGUCGAGUGUUUUUGAAGGAAAGAAGCCUUGUUACUUUAAUACAGGGGUAAUGGUGAUGGAUUUGGCGAAGUGGAGGAAGGAAGAUUAUAGGGGAAGAAUUGAGAAAUGGAUGGAGAUUCAAAAGGAGGAGAGGAUAUACGAGUUGGGUUCGUUGCCGCCGUUUUUGUUGGUGUUUGGUGGUGAUGUGGCGGAGAUCGAUCAUAGAUGGAACCAACACGGGCUAGGUGGGAACAACAGGGUUCACAGUUGUCGGUCACUACAUCCUGGUCCGAUAAGUUUGUUGCAUUGGAGUGGGAAAGGGAAACCGUGGGCGAGGCUAGAUGCGGGUGAUCCGUGUCCAGUUGAUGAGCUAUGGUCGCCUUAUGAUCUUUAUAGACACUCUAAAGAACAACUUAGAUGAUGACGAAGAAGAUAGUGAUGAUGGUGAUAAAGAUCUUGUAUCUUGGUUAUUUGUAAUUUAAUUCAUUUUUUCUUUCUUUUGUAUAUGGUUACUUUAUCUUCAAAUUUUGUUUGAUGAACAUUGAUUCUUUUGUAUAUCUAUACAUGAACAUUAGAAGAAAAAAAUUACAUAUCCAA